Molecule: messenger RNA, 8543 nt
Organism: Dunckerocampus dactyliophorus (ringed pipefish)
Lineage: Eukaryota; Metazoa; Chordata; Actinopteri; Syngnathiformes; Syngnathidae
Gene: atp11b
Product: ATPase phospholipid transporting 11B (putative)
Exons: 30
Coding region: 328-3867 (1179 amino acids)
Biological process (GO): phospholipid translocation
Cellular component (GO): trans-Golgi network; recycling endosome; endoplasmic reticulum
Molecular function (GO): ATP binding; ATP hydrolysis activity; magnesium ion binding
Source: RefSeq, a predicted model, not a curated record
ACACACACGCACACAUUGCGCAGAGCGGUGCCACAGAGGAAACAACCGUGGCAGAAAGAGCAGAGAUGUAGCGUAGCUUGCUGGGACUUCCUGGCCAGCCGUCUGUCACUUUUACAGUGGAGCGUUUGUCUAAUAUUUAUAUAAAAUGGGAAAAGUCGGCUGCCAUUUCUCGUACAAUUACGCUGUAUAAACGUGUCGCGUAAUGCGACGAAGAAGAGUUGCCUUUGGGAGGGAUACAUUUAUGUUUUGGGACGGUUUUACGGGACUAGCUAGUUGCUAGUGGUGGCUAGCGACUGUUCUGGCUCCUUCGAACGUAUUUUUGCAAGGAUGCUACGAUGGAUACGACAGCAGCUGGGCUUUGACCCUCCCCAUCAAAGUGACACCAGGACAGUUUAUGUAGCAAACCGCUUCCCCCAGCAUGGUCACUACGUACCUCAACGUUUUGCUGAUAACAGAAUAAUCUCAUCCAAGUAUACUAUUUGGAAUUUUGUCCCCAAGAAUUUGUUCGAACAGUUCAGAAGGAUAGCCAACUUUUACUUUCUGAUCAUCUUCCUUGUACAGUUGAUGAUAGAUACCCCGACUUCCCCAGUCACCAGCGGUCUGCCUCUUUUCUUUGUGAUCACAGUAACUGCCAUAAAACAGGGCUAUGAGGACUGGCUGAGGCACAAGGCCGACAAUGAGGUGAACGGGGCUCCUGUGUUUGUCGUUCGAAGUGGAAGCCUGGUCCAGACGAGAUCCAAAAACAUCAGAGUGGGGGAUAUUGUCCGCGUCGCUAAAGAUGAAACAUUUCCAGCUGAUCUGGUGUUGCUAUCAUCAGACCGUUCAGAUGGUACCUGUCACAUUACCACUGCCAGCCUUGAUGGGGAAACUAAUCUCAAGACUCACUAUUCUGUGGCAGAGACAGCUAUAUGCCAGUCCGUGUCCCAACUGGAGGCCUUGCAGGCUGUAGUUGAGUGUCAGCAACCAGAAGCUGACCUCUACAGGUUCGUUGGUCGAAUAACAGUGACUCAUUAUGGGGAGGAGAUAGUGAGACCACUAGGUCCAGAAAACCUGUUGCUGCGAGGGGCUAGGUUGAAAAAUACCAAAGAGAUAUUUGGUGUUGCAGUUUAUACAGGAAUGGAGUCCAAAAUGGCCCUCAACUAUAAAUGCAAGUCUCAGAAACGCUCUGCAGUAGAGAAGUCUAUGAAUACUUUCCUUAUCAUUUACCUGGGCAUCCUGCUGUUUGAGGCCAUCCUCAGUACCAUUCUGAAGUAUGCCUGGCAGGCUGAGGAUAAAUGGGAUGAGCCUUUCUACAACCAAAAGACAGAACAAGAGAAAAACAGCAGCCCGAUCUUGAAAUUCAUCUCUGACUUUUUGGCAUUCCUUGUCCUGUACAAUUUCAUCAUUCCCAUCUCACUCUAUGUUACUGUGGAGAUGCAGAAGUUCCUUGGCUCCUUUUUUAUAGGCUGGGAUUUGGAUCUUUACCAUGAAGAGAGUGACCAGAAAGCUCAAGUCAACACCUCAGACCUCAAUGAGGAACUGGGGCAGGUUGAGUAUGUGUUUACCGAUAAGACGGGUACACUAACAGAAAAUGAAAUGCAAUUCCGGGAGUGUUCGAUCAAUGGAAACAAGUAUCGAGAAGUUAAUGGCAAACUGGUGCCUGAGGGACUGACUGAAGAUUCACCAGAUGGCUCUACACCUAACUUGGUUGGUGAAGAAUUGUUAUUUCUCAAAGCAGUUUCACUGUGUCACACAGUUCAGAUCAGCUACGACCAACCCGACUGCCUGUCUGGGGCAGGAGACCCAUUUUCCCAUGUUAAUGGGUUUUCGUCUAAUGAAAUGGAAUAUUAUGCUUCCUCACCCGAUGAAAAAGCUUUGGUUGAGGCAACAAAGAGAAUUGGGGUGGCCUUUACUGGUAUCAGUGGUGACACAAUGGAAAUCAAAUCAUUUGGCAAACCAGAGAAGUAUAAACUACUCCAUGUAUUGGAGUUUGAUGCAAAUCGCAGGCGAAUGAGUGUCAUACUGCAGACCCCUUCAGGUGGCAAAGUGCUGUUUACUAAGGGAGCAGAGUCAUCUAUUCUUCCUUUCACCACCAGUGGUGAGAUAGAAAAGACAAGAGUUCAUGUUGACGAGUUUGCCUUGAGAGGGUUGCGGACCCUAGUGGUAGCAUGUCGCCACUUCAGCCCAGAAGAGUAUAUUGAAGUGGACAGGCAUUUGAACAGUGCUCGCACUGCACUGCAGCAGAGGGAAGAGCGACUGCAAGAGGCCUUCAGCUACAUUGAAAGAGACCUGCAUCUCCUGGGAGCAACAGGGGUGGAAGACAAGCUCCAAGACAAAGUUCAGGAGACCAUAGAGGCUCUGCGUCUGGCAGGAAUCAAAGUUUGGGUGCUGACAGGCGAUAAACAUGAGACUGCAGUCAGCGUCAGCCUGUCUUGUGGUCACUUCCACAGAACCAUGAACAUCCUGGAGCUCCUUCAGCAGCGCUCUGACAAUGAGUGUGCUGAGCAACUCCGUAGGCUGGCGAGAAGGAUAAAAGAGGACCAUGUCAUACAGCACGGAUUGGUUGUGGAUGGGGCCAGUUUAUCCUUAGCACUGAGGGAACAUGAGAAACUUUUUAUGGAAGUUUGUAAAAACUGUUCUGCUGUGCUUUGCUGCCGCAUGGCCCCACUCCAGAAGGCAAAGGUGGUGCGUCUUUUAAAAAGCUCUCCAGAGAAACCAAUCACCUUAGCUGUUGGGGAUGGAGCCAAUGAUGUCAGUAUGAUUCAGGAAGCCCAUGUUGGCAUAGGAAUUAUGGGAAAGGAAGGUCGCCAGGCCGUGAGAAACAGUGACUAUGCAAUUGCCAGAUUUAGGUUUCUGGCUAAACUACUGUUGGUCCACGGUCACUUCUACUACAUUCGAAUAGCCACGCUUGUACAAUACUUUUUCUACAAAAAUGUGUGUUUUAUCACACCCCAGUUUUUAUACCAGUUCUUCUGUCUGUUUUCACAACAAACUCUGUAUGACAGUGUUUAUCUGACACUGUACAACAUCUGCUUUACCUCACUGCCCAUCCUGGUGUACAGUCUGUUUGAACAGCUAGUUCAUCCACAUGUCCUGCAGAGUAAACCAGGCCUGUACAGAGACAUCAGCAGGAACUCUCUGUUAUCUUUCCGGACGUUCCUCUAUUGGACUCUCUUGGGCUUCUGCCAUGCUUUUGUCUUCUUUUUUGGAUCCUACAUACUGAUGGGAGAAGACACCACACUUAUGGGCAAUGGACAGAUCUUGCGAGCUAACAGGCAGCUGAUGUUUGGAAACUGGACAUUUGGAACACUGGUCUUUACAGUUAUGGUUAUAACUGUCACUUUAAAGCUUGCAUUAGAGACUCAUUUCUGGACAUGGAUGAACCAUUUUGUGACAUGGGGGUCAAUAGCCUUCUAUUUCAUCUUCUCUCUCUUCUAUGGCGGCAUUAUCUGGCCAUUCCUCCACACCCAGGAUAUGUAUUUUGUUUUUGUUCAAUUGCUGUCCAGUGGCUCUGCCUGGUUUGCCAUCAUCAUCAUCGUCAUAACUUGCCUCUUUCCUGAUGUGGUGAAGAAGGUUUUCUACCGACAUCUGCAACCUACCAGCACACAGAAGAGUCAGUCUCUAUCAGCCUCCCAGGCCCAGGCCCUCAGCUGUGUGGAGUCCUUGUGCUGCUACCAACAUGGGCAGAGCGGCUGUUCCCGCCUGGCCCACCUCCUGGAGCAAAUGACCGGGUCGUGCCCUACCACUGGCAACCAUUGUCACACAUCCAGCCGCAACAACAGGUGGGGAGGACGACGACAGCAGGAAAUGAUUUUGAAUCCGGAUGAAAGUCCACCGCCACAUGGUUUCAAAUAUUCAGUCUGCAGGCCUGAAUGUUUCAGUUCAUAAUGUGGCUACAGUUCUAAUGUAAGUUUUUGUGUAGAUCACUGGUAGAUCCAGUAUAAGAUGAUGGGUUAUGGGCUUUUCGGUGUUCUUGGUGGCUGCUUAUGGCGUGUGGUGAACCUUUUUGAGGAAGCACUAAUCAUGAUGGACAUCACUAUUGUACUUCCAUAGAUCUAUCAACUGUAUUGAUGGGACCAAACCGAAAGCUUCCACGUAUAUCCACACUUAUGUAUCACCCACAAUAUAAUAACUACACCCUAUACCCAAAAUGAUACUCAAGUGGGUCAUGAUGGUGACACCGAGCAUGUUGUGAAUAUCUGGCAGCCAGUCCACUUGUAGUAUAGAGGCCUGUCAUGAUAUACAGGCAUGCAGCAGGCAUCAGUAUUACAAAAUGUAACCUGUUUUCUGUGUUGGCCAUUCAUUAGUGUCGGUAUAUCUUAAUACCCCCUGUAUCUUUGUCUUUGCUAUGUAUGCUACGGUCUCCGUCAAGUUUGCCCCCCAUUGUUUCUGUCUAAUAGGAUGUUAAAUUGAGACAUUACUGUUCAAAUAUCAGUUGGUCUGUUAAGCCACAUUUCAGGGACACUUAUUAUGCACUUUAACAGAUGACUCCCUAAUAUAUGUAACAUUACGCUGACUACCUUUUUAGAUUAUGUCAUACCUCGUCACAAGAGCACUUCUCUACUGGAAAAGAGGCUAAAAUAGGGUCAACUGGUGACUGAAAUUCAGGACUUCAGUGGCCAGAUUAAUGAAGACACGAUUGCAUUAUUUUAUAGUGUUGCUAUACAGGUGGCCCUCGGUUGACGGCGUUCUACGGUUACAUACGGCUCCCAUAAAUUACAGACUUAAUUUUGUCCAUACACACGAGACUCGCUUGAGAACUAGAUUCAGCAUGGUGCGCCGCCGCAGAAUUCACUAUGUGCUUAUUAUACUGACCAUACUUGUUUCAGUCGCUUAACUGGCCGGGGGGCAUCAUUAAGGAUAAAGAUCAUAUUGUAACAUCUAUGCGUUGCAAGGAUAACGAAGAGGUGGUCGAUCAACAAUCUCUUUAUUGCAAAAGCUAAACAGACUACUAUUAGCCUAUUACCACUCUAAAACAUCAUCAGAAAACUCAAGUGUUCUCUCUGCACCCGGAAAUGACAAAACUCUUGAACAAUACACACAGCUGCUUUCUGAAAGCAUCAGUAUUAAUUAAGCAGUGCAGUGGUUUUAUAAUUCACAUGGAAAGGUUGCUGAUGAGUUGGCUAUUAUUAUUUUAGUACCGUUUCAUUUAAAUCUUGUAUUUACAGUAUUUUACUGUGUUUGGUGUUAAUUCAGGUGUAAGGUCCGACUUACACCAAAACUCGACUUAACAUCACAGUCCAGGAACAGAACGUAACCAGAGGACCACCUGUACACAUUGGCAUUCUUGCCACCUGUUUUGUGUGUGAGAUUUGUUGACUCAGUAAUGCCAUUUAUUGAUUUGAUUUGAUUUGUCAUGUGAACACACAGUUCAUUUAUUAGAGUGGUUCUCAAUUAUUUUCUGUCAUGCCCCCAAUUGGGGAAAGAAGUGUUUUUGCGCCCCCUUAUUUGAAAUAAUUUGAAAUUUAUCUGUACUGUACAGACUGAACUCAAACCAAACCAGUGAAAUGCACCAAAAUAGAGAGCAGUGAAGCAUACAAGUGUAUUCAAGAGUCAAAUUUUAUGCUGUGUGACAAAUUCAUACAUGUUGGCAGUUCUGCACCAAUAUUGGAAGUCCUCCCUGCAGCUUAUGCCCCCAAAAUCCCCGAAAGUUCACCGCACCAAUGGAAUCUAAACAUACCACGCCAUGGAGAAUGCAAACCAAGGCAGGAUUUCAGCCCAAACUUUUUAUGUUAACCAAAAAAACAACCCGAGCUCCUAAAAGGAUCAGCAUAAUACAUACAAAAUGCUGUGUUUUAGUGCGUUAUACACAGUAAACACACAAACACAGUGAAUAUUGAAUAAGGUUUGUUUGUGUCUGUCAUUGUUCCCUCAGCCCUUUACAGCCUACGUCACACCCUCCUGUCCCUCUUUACCAUCUCAGUAGGAAAAUGUAGUUACUGCCGCACAGGAUGCUGGCCACAACCGAGUUGACUGCAGGCGACAACGCAGGUGUCAAAGAGGGUUUCCAUGAUGAACAAACACGACAUGCCCCGGUGUGUUUUGUCACUCCUCUUGGCCCAGUCCAAAUGUCACGUCACUUUGACACACACCUUUUGAAUCGGUAUCUCCCCAUCAACAGCUUUGUGUCAUAAGCUUUAUGUCAUAAACACAACUAUUUUUGGAAGCAUGUUAGUGGGUACUACUCUUUAUUGAGUUGAACAAGGUAUUGGGAGCUACAAUAGUUUGAUGAGAAAUGACCACAGGGUCAGAGCCUUAAUCUUCAUUCUACAUGUGUCAGAGACAACUUUUGAGGGCAUGUUUAUUUUGUACAUGUUUGGUGGGCCAGGCCAUGUGGAGUUUAGAGUCUGUUUAUGGUUUACAGAUUCCAAACUUCCUGAAACUGAACAUGAAUGUCCAGAGUGUGUCAUUGCAUGGGGGCUAUUGCUGCAUCGGUGUUGUGUAUACUCUGUGAACGUGUGUGUUUGUGCUCACUGUCCUUGUUGUUUGAAAUCUCCAUGAUGUUUUCUGACCACUCCCAUGAAUUAUUCAUGGACUUCAUGUCCCCCUCUAGCCGUAGCCUUGUCUUGUCACAAAUCUGCCUGUCCUAGUUUCCUCUUUUUUAGGGUUUGUGUCCGCACAGUGUGUCCUUUAAGUCCUUUGUUGCUGCUAUUGUCUUUAUUCUGUCCUGUGGAUCAGUGCUGUUAAUGGUUCGGAGAGGUUUCUGUUGAGCCUGGUUGUGGUGGACAGCCACACAAGUGCAUUUGCCUCCAGUCAAACCGUUAUUUGAGUCACCAGCCUAUUUAAAGCCACUGGGUUGGCCUGUUUUCGGAUUCAGCAGGUCUUAAAACGGUUGUCUUCAUCCUAGCAAACAGACUAAACUGAAGAGUGAUUGAAAAGGGCUCAGUAGUUGGCCAUAAAGCUGAUACUUGUAUGGUGCUGAUUGCAAGAAUGUUUUUGAUGCCUUUUAAUCAUCAUUUUUUGUUUUUAUCAUGGCUGCUUUGAUUUGGGUUGAGUAGUUUAAGUCUCCUCUCUCCAAGAAAAAGAGAUCUUGAGUUUAGACUUGUAUAGUUAGGUCCAGAAAUAUUUCGACAGUGUCAGGAUUUUUGUGAUUUUGUGACAUUGCUACAAUUUCAAAACUAUUUCAAAAUGCCAACAUUGUAACCUAUCCUCUCUUUGGUUAGGUGUUAAGUAACUGCAAAUGAUCUUCACACAAGUAUUUAAAAAAAAAAAAGUUGUUUACAAAUGGGCACUUUUUCAACAGGAAUAUUUGGUUUUCCAAUGAAAUUCUAGCAAGAACCGAAAACGCAUUAUACCCAAAUAACAGGUCGACUUCAUUUUCUUCCUUCCUUCUCUAAACUUUUCAGUGCACAUGUCCAACUGUUCAUUGUCGGGGUGUCCCAUUCCGCUAUUGAUGUUGAAUAUGGGUUGGAUAUUAGCGAAAAUACGAGUACCAGGUUAUGUUGGCCUACAUCUAAAAUCUCUUAAGUACACCAGUUAGAGCCGAGUGAAUAUUUUGCAAUUAAGUUUUUUUUAUUAUUAUUUUAUUGGAUUUGUUAAGGUUAUUUUUCAGUCUUACUUUAUUCAAGUGUAGUGUAGAAUGUUACGUUUAAGGUUCAAAUGUAUGUAGCCCAUUGGUUUGUCAUGACUGCUGUUGCUGACUAUUAUUGGAGUCAUAUCACCUGAUCAAAACUUUUCUAGCGUUCCACACCGCUAAAGAAGCCAUACAAGUAUGUAUAUGUGCUGAAAUUGUAUCGGAUCAAAAUCAGUAUUGGCCAAUAUUCAAGGCUUCGCUAUCGUAUAGUAGUGUAGUAUUGGAUCUGAACACUUUGUAUGGGGACACCCCUAGUUCAAGGCGCUUACGUUGUUUUCAGGUUGCAAGACAAACUUACACACUGUCUCCAUGUCAACGUGUGUGUUUCGUACGUUUUGCUGGUCUCGGGUUUGGGCAAAAUGGUUCAGUUCUCAUCACAAGACCAAGACCACACACAACGAUUGAUAACAGUACCUCGCCAUUGCUUCGUAGAGAAUGCUCUCGGUGAAGUGGCCGCUGAGAUUAGAGCGUCAUCGUCAGUGGUUUGGCAGAGAAAUCCAGAAAGUUUUUCACAGGAAAAAAAAACAGCUGUUGUGAAUUUUGCUGUUCAGUUCUUUGUUAGAGAACUACAGCAAGUUGUUUGAAAAGUACCGGAACAUUGAACAGUUGGACAUUCAAAAGUUUAGAGACGGUCCAAUGAAGGUGACCUGUAAAGGUUACAGUUUUACGUUCAUCCUGAAAUUUCACCCGAUAUUGUUGUCCCCUGAACGGUACUGCAUGAAAGAGCUGUCCUUCCUAAAUGGUAAAUACCACAUCCGGUGUGGCCAAAUCAUGAAAACAUUGUCUAAAACCACAGGUGUCAAACCCAAGGCCAUGGGGGUCGGGUUUAAUUUGCAUUGUUUAAUUUGGCUGGAAAUGAUGCACACCAAAAAGACCCUUGAUCUUUCUCUAUGUAUUCGCAGAAAAUGUGCACUGCAUGCAGUUGGAGUUGUUUACUUUUUGUGUUGUGAAACCCCCUUGAAAGAGAGUUAUCCACGGUACCUCUGUUAUU